Perognathus longimembris pacificus (Pacific pocket mouse) is the source of this 1438-nucleotide messenger RNA. RefSeq names its product transmembrane serine protease 3 (gene Tmprss3). The record is from RefSeq and is a predicted model, not a curated record. Gene Ontology annotation, biological process: proteolysis. Gene Ontology annotation, cellular component: membrane. Gene Ontology annotation, molecular function: protein binding; serine-type endopeptidase activity. The transcript is spliced from 13 exons. The coding region runs from base 1 to 1431 and encodes 476 amino acids. Lineage: Eukaryota; Metazoa; Chordata; Mammalia; Rodentia; Heteromyidae.
AUGGCCGCUCCAGAAAUGGUGGAGGUGGAGGUGGAGCCCGCCGGCCCGCGAGGUCCUGAGAUAGUCACCGUGGGGGAAAAUGACCCGCCCGCGGCCGAAGCCCCCUUCUCCUUCCGGUCGCUUUUUGGCCUUGAUGAUUUGAAAAUAAAUCCUGUUGUGCCAGACGCCGACGCCGUGGCUGCUCAGAUCUUGUCUCUGCUGCCCCUGAAGUUUUUUCCAGUCAUCGUCGUGGGGCUCAUCGCGCUGAUCCUGGCUCUGGCCAUUGGGCUGGGCGUCCACUUCGACUGCUCGGGGAAGUACCGGUGCCGCUCGUCGUUCAGGUGCAUCGAGCUGACGGCGCGCUGCGACGGCGUCUCGGACUGCGGGGACGGCGAGGACGAGUUCCGAUGCGUCCGGGUGAGCGGCCGCAGCGCGGCGCUGCAGGUGUUCGCCGGCGCCGCGUGGAGGACCCUGUGCGCGGACGACUGGAAAGGCCGCUACGCCGCCCUCGCCUGCGCCCAGCUGGGCUUUCCCGGCUCCGUGAGCUCAGACAGCCUGCGGGUGGACACGCUGGAGGAGCCGCUCCGGGGCGACUUCGUGUCCAUCAAUCACCUCCUGCCGGACGACAAGGUGACCGCCCUGCACCGCGCCGUGUACCUGAGGGAGGGAUGCGCUUCCGGUCACGUGGUCACUGUAAAGUGCACUGUCUGCGGUCAGAGGGCGGGGUACCGCCCCCGCAUCGUCGGGGGCAACAUGUCCUCGCCGGCCCAGUGGCCCUGGCAGGUCAGCCUUCAGUUCCAGGGCUAUCACCUGUGUGGAGGCUCCGUCAUCACCCCCGUGUGGAUCGUCACCGCCGCGCACUGUGUCUACGACCUCUACCUCCCCAAGUCAUGGACCGUCCAAGCGGGUCUCGUUUCCCUGCUGGACAGCCCGGCGCCUUCCCAUCUGGUGGAGAAAAUCAUCUACCACAGCAAGUACAAGCCAAAGAGGUUGGGCAACGACAUCGCCCUCAUGAAGCUGGCCGGGCCGCUCACCUUCAGCGACAUGAUCCAACCCGUGUGUCUGCCCAACUCUGAAGAGCACUUCCCUGAUGGAAGAGUGUGCUGGACCUCAGGCUGGGGGGCCACGGAGGACGGAGGUGACGCCUCGCCCGUCCUGAACCACGCGGCCGUGCCCUUGCUGUCCAACAAGCUCUGCAACCACAGGGAUGUGUACGGAGGCCUCAUCUCCCCGUCCAUGCUCUGCGCCGGCUACCUCAAGGGAGGGGUGGACAGUUGCCAGGGAGACAGUGGGGGGCCCCUGGUGUGUGAGGAGCGGAGGCUGUGGAAGCUGGUGGGCGCGACGAGCUUUGGCAUCGGCUGCGCCGACGUGAACAAGCCCGGGGUCUACACCCGCAUCACCUCCUUCCUGGACUGGAUCCACGAGCAGAUGGAGAGGGAUCUGAAGACGUGAGGAGGAG